AUGAAGACUUUUGGCAGAUCCUCGCAUGUACUGGCCCUCGGCUCACUGCUCAUGGCUGGCCAAUGUGGCACCGUCCGAGGCCAGACAGAGGCCCAAAAGGCAAAUGCAAACCGAACUCUGUCUGUGGGCUAUAUCCUCUUCCCUGGCUUCGAGCCUCUGGACGUGUUUGGUCCGCUCGAAAUGAUAUUCGGCAUGUCGUACUACAUGAACAUGACGCUGGCCACCAUUGCGGAGACGGUCGGCCCUGUGUCGGCGCGCCCGCCCCUCCACUACAUGGCCCCCAACGAACCGCCCAUGGACUUGAGCUACAUGAUCAAUCCCCAGGUCGUCGCCACCCACACCUUUGAAACCGCGCCCAAGCUGGACAUCCUGCUCGUCCCCGGCGGCACGGGCAAUGUCGCGCUCGAGCAGAAGAACGACACCAAGGUCGAGGACUUUGUGCGGGAGCGGUAUCCCGAACUCGAGUAUUUGUUGAGCGUCUGCACCGGCGCCAUCACGCUCGCCCGGUCGGGCGUGCUCGAGGGCCGCCGUGCCACGUCCAACAAGGGCGCGUGGGCGCAGACGGCCACGCACGGCAAGAACGUGACGUGGGUGCCGAGCGCGCGCUGGGUGGUGGACGGCAACGUGUGGACGAGCUCGGGCGUGGCCGCGGGCAUGGACAUGGCCUUUGCGUUCUUGCGGGAGCUGUAUGGAGACAGCCCGCUCGAUACGCUGAUGAGCAAUGUCGAGUACGCUCCGCACACGGAUGCCUCGUGGGAUCCGUUUUCGGUCGUGCACAAUACUUGGGUGCCCGUCAGCGGCGCAGUGAUCAAGAACAGAGCGGCCUCGAUUGUGCCAAACGCAAUGGCCAAGUUGACGGAACCACACACCCCGUCUUCCAACGGGCAGUCGUUCUGGCCCACGUAG
Molecule: messenger RNA, 906 nt
Organism: Sporothrix brasiliensis 5110
Lineage: Eukaryota; Fungi; Ascomycota; Sordariomycetes; Ophiostomatales; Ophiostomataceae
Exons: 3
Coding region: 1-906 (301 amino acids)
Source: RefSeq, a predicted model, not a curated record